CAAUGUUUGGGAGCCUUGAACAUAAAGUCUCAUAAAUCCGGCCUUGGGCUGAUGAUGGCUAGGCCUUAUCUACCCCGGCCCGUUUGCAAUCCGUAUCCUAGCUGAUGCACUUCUAACCGGGCCGCGCUCUUGUUCUUGCCCAUCUUCCCUGCGGCAUUCCCUCCAUUCCGGCCAUAGCUCCUCUCCGCCGCUGCCCGGGCCUUGUGGCUCUCUCCUCGUGCCGCCGUGGCUCCCACGGAGAAACCCUAACCACCGUGGCCGGCAGCCGGAAACCUAUCUCCUCCACCCGAAUACAAUGGAGACGGACCCAUCUGCGCCACCGCUCCCGGCGGACGGCGAACCCAGCGCCAGUCUCGUGAAGACAGUCUCCUCCAUCCUCCUCUCCUCGCAGGUGCCCUCCGCCCCUCCCCUGGACCAAUCCCUCGCCUCCUUCCUCCCCCGCCUCUCCCCACCCUUUAUCGCUCCCAUCAUAUCCGCCGCCGCUGCCGCCCCCUCCUUCUCCAGCCCUGCCCUUCUCCUCUCCUUCUACAACCUCUGCCGCCGCCGCUUCCCGGCCCUCUCAAGCAACCCCGCAGCCGCCCUUCCCUCCCUCCUCGCCCUCCUUCGUCCCCUCCUCAGCUUCCGUAAGUUCGCCGACGCCCAGUCCCUCCUCCUCUCCUUCAUCCCCCUCGACCGCCCUCGUCUCCUCCACCACCACCUCCUCCGCCCCAACCACCCCCCGUCGAAGGCCCUCCUCGACACUGCAGUUUCCUCCUACGCCCGCCUCCGCCAGCCCCACCUCGCCGAGCAGCUCUUCCAGUCCAUGAAGCGCCGCCGCCUCCGCCCCUCCCUCGGCACCGCGAAUAUCCUUCUUGACGCCCUCAUCCGCUCCCCCUCACCCGCCUCCGUCCCCCUCGCCGUCUUCCACGACCUUGUCGACCUCGGCGUCGCCCCCAACACCACCACCUUCAACAUCCUCGUCCACGGCUUCUGCUCCCGAGCCCAGUUCGUCGACGCCCUCGCCCUCCUCUCCACCAUGGAAGGCUUCGGCUGUUCCCCCGACACCAUCACCUACAACACCAUCCUCGACGGCUACUGCAAGAAGGGCAUGCUCAAGGAGGCCCGUGACCUGCUUGCUGAAAUGAAGGCGAGGGGACUGUCCCCCGACCGCUCCACCUACAACACCCUCAUCGCAGCCUACUGCCGCCUCGGCUGGCUGAAGGAGGCAACCAAGGCGAUCGAGAUCAUGACGGCGUCCAACUUCCUUCCCGACCUCUGGACCUACAACAUGCUUGUUGCUGGGCUCUGCCGGGAGGGCCGGAUGGACGAGGCAUUCCGGUUGAAGGACGAGAUGGAGAAACUCCGAGUGCUGCCCGAUAUCGUCACCUAUAACACGCUUAUCAAUGGGUGCUUUGAGUGGCGGACUGGCUCGGAGGCGUCCCAGGUAUUGGAAGAGAUGCGGGACAAGGGCGUCAAGCCGAGCUUGGUCACACACAAUACUAUGGUCAAAGGGUUGUGCAAGGAAGGGAAGAUGGAUGAGGCUGUUGAUUCUCUGAGGAAGAUGGAGGAGGAGGGCUUGUCGCCAGACCUCAUAACCUACAAUACUUUGAUCAGUGCAUACUGUAGAGCAGGGAAUGUGGCCAAAGCCUUCGACUUGAUGGAUGAGAUGGUGGGAAGAGGUUUCAAGAUGGACAAUUUUACUCUCAACACUGUCAUUCAUAACCUCUGUAAGGAGAAGAGGUUUGAUGAAGCAUGCAAACUGCUCUGUAGCCCCCCAAAGCGUGGUAUUGUGCCUGAUGAGGUCAGCUAUGGCACAGUCAUUGCUGCAUACUUCAAGGAUGAGAACCCGAAUGACGCAAUGAAGCUUUGGGAUGAGAUGAAUGAGAGAAAGAUAAUGCCAAAUGUAGCAACCUACAAUUCGGUGAUUGGUGGUCUCUGCAGGUUGGGCAAGAUUGAGGAGGCAAUUAAGAAAUUGAACGAGCUUUUGGAGAGAGGGCUGGUGCCAGAUGAGACUACCUACAAUACUAUUAUUCAUGGGUACUGUAGAGAAGGGGAAUUGGAGAAGGCAUUCCAGUUUCAUAAUAAGAUGGUGGAGAAUUCAUUCAAACCAAAUGUUAUUACCUGUAAUAUUCUUAUGAAUGGGCUCUGUAAUGCUGGUAAGGUAGAAAAGGCUCUAAAACUCUUCGAAUCAUGGGUGUCGAAAGGGAAGAAGGUCGACAUUAUCACGUACAACACUCUGAUAAAGGGGCUGUGCAAAGAAGGGAAGAUUGAUGCUGCAUUAGAGCUUUUUGCUGACAUGGAAGAGAAGGGUUUGCGUCCUGAUGCUCAUAGCUACAAUGUUGUUCUAUGUGCACUUACCGAAGUGGGAAGAUCAGAAGAAGCACAAGGGCUGCUGUCUAAGAUGGUUGAAACUGGGAAAUUGCCAGAACAAUUCACAUUCCCUUUGUCUGAAGAAGCCUUUUCUGAAGCUGGAAUAGAUAGGAAACCAGAGAGGAUGCAUGAUGGAAAGACAGCUGAAGAUAUGAAAGACAGUUCAGCAACUUAUUCGGAAUGCAUUAGUGAUCUGUGCAACCGUGGCCAAUUCAAAGAGGCUAAGCUUGUUUUGGAAGAAAUGAUGCAGAGAGGUAUAACUGUUAAGAGUUCUACAUAUGUUACUUUGAUGGAUGGAUUUAUCAAGAGGCAAAAGAGAAUGACAAAAGGAGCAGGAUAAAAUACCUGCGUCAAGGCUCCAUGCUUGUGUAAUGCCAGUCAGUGCAAUGAACAGCAUCUGAAGAAUAAGAACAUUAACUCGGUAAAACUGUUGCCAGAAGCUCAAAGUGGUUGGACGAAUUUGAUUUGGCCAACAUGUUGAGGUUAGAGAUUCGAAUGCGGUAGCUGUUUGAGUCAAUCUUUCUUUGUUCUUCUGCAAAUUUUCUGAUAAUUUUCCAUUCUUCUCCAGACUAGAUGAAGGUUCAAAUUGGUUGACAACUUGACAUAGAGCUGGAUGAUAUGAUGAGGUCGGAUAAAUCUCAGAAGUCUUAUGCUAUUAUGAGAUGCAUAUUCGAUGUAUAGUUCAACAUUCCAGCCAUCAAUGAUGUUGUUGUACCACAAGACUGAAGAGUCAGGAUUGAGAUCCUUGUGUAAUCAUAUUUAUUUGAGGCAUUGAUUGAAUAGCCAAAAGUUUUGCUUAUCCAAUCAUUAUAGCUUAGAAGAUUAUUUCUGGAUGCACCAGUAGCUUGGUGGAAGGCUUUGACAAGAUGCAUCAAAGGUCUUGGAUGAUAAGAAAUGGUAACAGUCCUCUCCAGUCUUGCACACCAUCUAGAAUAAUUGAAGAUCAGCAACAUGGUUUAUCAUAUGGCAACUUGCUCAACCUCUUGGCAACAAAUUCUUAAAUCUUAAAAAAGUGUAUACGUUAGCAUCCUUGAUUUGAAACUUGUAACCAACUUUUAGAUUUUUCUUCUUCUUCUUUUUUUUUGACAUAUCUCUGUUCUUGUAGUUCUUUUCUGCUUGUUUCCAUAUUAUUGCUAUUGCUUGUUACAAUCCGCCUAGAUGAGAUGGCAACAUUAGCUUGGGAAAAUUUAAAAGCUUAUGACUGAUAUCUAAAACAGGCUUUAUGUUGUAUCGAGAAAAUAUGACUUGGCAAAUCCAAUUUGUCCAUACAAAGUUGUUUUUCUCAAUCAGUUGAUAAUUUUGCCUUAGGCAGAUUGUUACUUUUCUUGAUUCUGUUCAUUGUAAGAUAAUUUUGACCUGUACGUUGUGUGUCAUGUGAAAUCGAAAGCUGAAGGAUCAAAUAACAUGGUGGUACCUAACAUGGCCAACCUAAACUAUCACACUGUUUGCAUUUGCAAUGGUGGAACCUUGAUUGCAAGGUUUAUGAGAUCUUUAUGACAAUAUCUCUAACGAAUUG
Molecule: messenger RNA, 3865 nt
Organism: Elaeis guineensis (African oil palm)
Lineage: Eukaryota; Viridiplantae; Streptophyta; Magnoliopsida; Arecales; Arecaceae
Molecular function (GO): protein binding; mRNA binding
Source: RefSeq, a predicted model, not a curated record